UGCUGGCGGGCGCAUGCGCAGCAGCCCUCUCCUCCUGACAGUGACCUCAGCCUCCGCAGCGGCUCAGCGCCUGGACCGGACCGGACCGAACCGGGAGCGCCCCACGCCCAGCGAUGGCCGCGCUUUUCGGGAGGAUUUUCGUGGGCAUUUACGUGGAGAUCAAGCGAAGUGACGGACGGAUCCACCAGGCCAUGGUCACCUCCCUGCACGAGGACAACGACAGCGUGACGGUGGAGUGGAUCGAGAACGGGGACACCAAAGGGAAGGAGAUCGACCUGGAAAGUGUCUUCGCCCUCAAUCCUGAUUUAGCUCCCGAGGAGGAGGUCCCACAGAGUCCAGACCCUCCUCUUCCUCCCUCCAGUGCCUCAAAGAUCAGCAGAGUCCCAAAGUCCAAACGGGCCACUGCCAUACCGAAGCCCGAAAGCGCCCCCAGGGAGAACAGAGCUGCAGCAGUUGGAACCACCAGGGCUCGUCCAAGCCAGCACAGCCAGGCCACGGAGCCCCCGCCCCCCUCCAUCGCUCCUCCACCUGGAGCCAACCAGCAGCUGCAGUCGCUGCAAAACGGUCAGUCGCAGAACGCUCGCAGGAAGUCCAACUGCGUGAAGGAGGUGGAGAAGCUGCAGGAGAAACGAGAGAAGAGACGUCUGCAGCAGCAGGAGCUGAGAGAGAAGAGAGCUCAGGAAGUGGAUGUAAACUUACCCAACUACGAGAUCAUGUGCAUGAUCCGAGACUUCAGAGCCAGUCUGGACUACAGACCUUUGACCUCGAAUGACCUGAUCGAGGAGCACAGGAUAUGCGUGUGCGUUCGCGCACGACCCCUAAACAAAAAAGAAAUCUCAGUGAAGGAUCUGGACGUGAUCACCAUUCCCAGCAAAGACGUGGUCAUGGUCCACGAGCCCAAGCAGAAGGUCGACCUGACCCGCUACCUGGAGAACCAGACCUUCCGUUUCGACUACGCCUUCGACGAGAACUCCACCAACGAAAUGGUUUACAGGUUCACGGCUCAGCCGCUGGUGGAGACCAUUUUCGAGAGGGGGAUGGCGACCUGCUUCGCGUACGGGCAGACAGGAAGUGGAAAAACUCACACGAUGGGAGGAGAUUUUUCUGGAAAGAACCAGGACUGCUCCAAAGGCAUCUACGCGCUGUCAGCCAGAGACGUCUUCCUCAUGCUGAAGAAGCCGGUUUAUAAAAAACUGGACCUCCAGGUUUUUGCAACGUUCUUUGAGAUCUACAGCGGAAAGGUGUUCGACCUGCUCAACCACAAAGCGAAGCUACGCGUCCUGGAGGACGGGAAGCAGCAGGUGCAGGUGGUGGGGCUGCAGGAGAGGGAGGUGAAGUGCACGGAGGACGUCCUCAAACUCAUCGAGAUGGGAAACAGCUGCAGGACCUCGGGUCAGACGUCGGCCAACGCCCACUCGUCUCGGAGCCACGCCGUUUUCCAGAUCAUCCUCCGCCGGCGCGGGAAGAUGCACGGGAAGUUUUCCCUCAUCGACCUGGCAGGGAACGAGAGGGGGGCCGACACGUCCAGCGCCGACCGGCAGACUCGCCUCGAAGGAGCCGAAAUCAACAAGAGCCUGCUGGCGCUGAAGGAGUGCAUCCGAGCCCUGGGCAGAAACAAACCCCACACUCCGUUCAGAGCCAGCAAGUUAACUCAGGUGCUGCGGGACUCGUUCAUAGGAGAAAACUCCAGAACGUGUAUGAUUGCAACCGUCUCGCCUGGAAUGGCGUCCUGUGAAAACACCCUGAACACGCUCAGAUACGCCAACAGAGUGAAGGAGUUUGGGAUAAGCCCCUCCGACAUCCCCUUCUCCCAGAGCGGCGGUGGGGGAGGCCGAUCCGAGCUCUCUCCGACUUACAAAAGUGCGGACCCGUCUUUCAUUUUCGGGACGACAUCUUCCUCGUUCGGUAUGAACGAGCUCUCCAUGGAUCCUGCGGCGGUGCUGGACUUCCACCAGGGGGGGCACAUCACCCAGCUGGAGGUUCUGGAGGCCCAGUGGGGCGUGGGCAGCUCACCGCAGAGAGACGACCUGAAGCUGCUCUGCGAACAGAACGAGGAGGAAGUUUCCCCACAGCUCUUCAACUUCCAUGAAGCCGUGUCCCAGCUGGUGGAGAUGGAGGAGCAGGUGCUGGAGGACCACAGAGCCGUUUUCCAGGAAUCCAUCCGCUGGCUGGAAGACGAGAAGGUGCUUUUAGAAAUGACGGAGGAGGUCGACUACGACGUGGAAUCCUACGCCACUCAGCUGGAGCAGAUUCUGGAUCAGAAGAUCGACAUUCUAACCGAGUUGAGAGAUAAAGUCAAAUCUUUCCGCUGCACGCUCCAGGAAGAGGAACAAGCCAGCAAACAGAUAACGCCCAAAAGGCCGCGGGCGCUAUAGAAGAGGCCAGGUUUCCUGAUUCGGCUGCAUUCAAAGCUGCUGGGAUUUUACAACUUCACUGUCCGUCCGCUUGAUUUCCCAUCAUCACCCUGUGAUACCAAAGAGCCGACCGACCUCCGUCGCUCUUUCCAUCCCGCAUCUACAUGGUUUUGCGUGUUCAGUCACAAGUGCUUCAAAACAAAAA
This is a messenger RNA of Oryzias latipes (Japanese medaka), 2559 nucleotides long. Its product is annotated as kinesin-like protein KIF2A. Gene Ontology annotation, molecular function: microtubule motor activity; ATP binding; microtubule binding. Lineage: Eukaryota; Metazoa; Chordata; Actinopteri; Beloniformes; Adrianichthyidae. The record is from RefSeq and is a predicted model, not a curated record. Gene Ontology annotation, cellular component: microtubule. Gene Ontology annotation, biological process: microtubule-based movement; microtubule depolymerization.